Paramisgurnus dabryanus is the source of this 3419-nucleotide messenger RNA. RefSeq lists its product as uncharacterized. NCBI's taxonomy places the organism in Eukaryota, Metazoa, Chordata, Actinopteri, Cypriniformes, Cobitidae. The record is from RefSeq and is a predicted model, not a curated record.
CACUGUAAGACCGAACAGUUAAGGUUUGAUAAAAAAAAAAGGUUGUAAUAACUUAAAAAUUGUAAAAAGUUCAUUGGUCUUAAAUAUUUUGCAUCAUGUGUACAAAAUUUUUAUUUUAAGUUUACAGUGCUCAACCACUUUAACUUAUUUUUGUCAUAGAACUCAAAAGUUUAACGGUUAACCGCCUGACGUCACACGCACGUGCGUACGAUGUACGUUCUUCGUCUUUACCCGGGAGAAAGUUCGCCAUUUUGGUUUGUUGGCCUCGAAUGCGUGCGUGGAGACAAUGGCAUUUAUAGCAAUAAAUUAAUAUAUUUUCUUCACGGAAAUUCACAGUGGGGGUUUCUGUGAAUUCUUUUAAUGAGACACGCGUUUUAGCAUGCAGCAGUUUUACGAAGAUCAUCGGACAAAGUUCUACUGUGUAUUGACCACGUUGUCUGCUGUAAUAUCGAUUUUGGUUUUGGCCGCGUUGAUCUGGUUAAAGCUGAAACAGCUAGCAAACAAACAGAGUUCUCAGUGUGGUAUGUAGAAAAACUAUUUACAAUAAUGGACACAUUUCUGUGAUUAAAAUGUGAAUAAAGACAGUGUACUUGGAACAUCCAGUUAAGCACAAAUCUAAUGGCUUGGAGGUGCAAACUUUGUUCUGCUGCCUUUGAUAAAAGGGCACAGACACUUGAACACUAUCGUUUACGUCAUAGCAGUGUCUCCUCAGUCAGUCAAUUACCCUGUCUCCAUGAUGACUGUGUCAGCACAUUUCAAUCUGUAAAUGCAUUAAAAAUACACAUAUCACGAAUACACACCCAGACGAAGCAUAGUGUAAAUCCAGUGGAAAGUGUUUCGUUCGUCUGUCCUAAAUGUGGUUUCAAGCAGCCAUUUAAUUAUAAAACUAUGCUCGGUCAUUUAAGGGCACAUUUGAAAAACCAUGAGAUGUUGGAUUGUCCAUUUAAAAAUUGUCACUAUCGCAGUAAUGUGUAUUCCUCUUUCAAUGCCCACAGAAGUAGGGAUCAUCCAGAUGCUGAUGCUCAUUUCUUAGAUUUUAAGAAUGAUAUUAUCUUAACAGAAACUGAAAACCCCACAAUGCUGGGUCAAGUUGAAGCAGCGGACUCCCCUGAGAAUCCUCCUGAGCUUGAAAGUCCUGACUAUAGUUCUGAUCAGUCUAGUUAUGACACUGGUGAAUUGCAAGCUCAACUGAAAAGCAACUUGUCGUCUUUGUUCUUGAAAAUGCAGUGUGUUCUUCACGUUUCAGAGACCGCUAUACAAGACAUAAUUGACAAUUUGGUGCAGAUAUUCUUACUGUCCAAACCUCUUGUGAGAGACUCCAUUAUGAUGGUUCUUCAAGAGCAUGAACAGUCAAUCAGUGAUGUCCUCAUUAAUGAAUUAGUGGAAGCUGUCAUGAAAAGUAAUGUUUUAGUCAGUGCCACUGAGGAAGGUGCAGAGCUGUCCACUGCUAAGAGAAGGAAAACAUUUGUGAGAAGCCACUACCCCCUUGUAUUGCCAGUCCAAUAUACUGUAGGUUUGAAUGAAUCUACAGUGGUAUAUGUCCCAGUACUACAAAUGCUUCAAGCUAUGUUUAAAAAUACUGAUGUUCUUCAAAAAAUUCAAGAAACCAACCCGUCACCACCAGGAAUGUACAUGUCUCAUGAAGAUGGAACAUAUUUCCAAGAAAACCAGUUACUUUCAGAAGCUGGAGAGCUGAAAUUUUCACUUAUUUUGUAUGUGGAUGACCUUGAAAUAGCAAAUCCUUUGGGCACAUCCAGAAAAAUUCACAAGCUUUGUGCAGUAUAUUGGUUGCUUGCAAACCUACCCAGUAAGUAUAGGUCCAGCCUACAUGUCAUACAGUUAGCACUGCUAUGCAAAGUAUCUGACGUGCAAAGGUGUGGUUAUGAAAGUAUUCUGUCACCUUUGUUGAAAGACUUGCAAACUCUUGAACAGGAUGGUAUUUUCAUUGAAACUCUUGGUCGGUGUGUUCGGGGCACCGUGUUGUGUGUUGCAGCUGAUAACUUGGCUGCUCAUGGUCUUGCAGGCUUUGUGCAGUCUUUCCGAGGACAAUAUGUCUGCAGAUUCUGUUGUUGUUCUACAGACCAAAUACAGAUCAGCGAAGUUUCAGAAGGAGAGUUCAGCAUGAGAACGAAAGAAACCCAUGACCUUCAUGUCCAAAAUGUUGUGCAGGGAGAAAAUGAAGCUCAUUUCGGUGUUGUGGAUGAGUGUCCUCUUAGCAAGGCCCUGCAGCAUUUUCAUACCGUUACAGGUUUCCCACCCGAUAUACUGCACGAUUUGUUUGAGGGUGUUGUGCCUGUUGAGUUAGCCUUGUGUAUCCGUGAAAUGAUUCGACUGAAGUAUUUCACACUUGAAUAUCUAAACACAAAAAUUCGCACAUUUCCCUAUCAGCAUUUUGAUAAGGUUGAUAAGCCACAGCCAAUCCCAAAGAAUUUUGUUUCCAAACUAAGUAUUGGAGGGAAUGGACAUGAAAAUUGCACUUUGCUAAGAUUAUUACCCUUGAUGAUAGGAAGUAAGGUUCCAGAAGGCGAUGAGACAUGGGCCAUAAUAAUGGACCUUAAAGAAAUUGUCCAGCUUGUGUUAUCUCCUUCUUUCACAGAGGAAUCCAUCCAGUACAUGCAAUCCAAAAUAACUGAUCACAGACAGGCUCUUAAAGCGGUGUUUCCAGACUUUAAGCUCAGACCAAAACACCAUUUCAUUGAACAUUAUCCCAAACUGACCAAGUGUUUUGGGCCUCUGGUUCAUCUAUGGACCAUGAGGUUCGAAGGGAAACAUCGUUUUUUCAAAAGGGUGAUUCAUGACACACAAAAUUUCAAAAAUGUCCUGAAGACUCUUGCUAAUAGGCAUCAGUUAAUGAUGGCUUUUCAUCUCAAUGCACCAUCUUUUUUCAAACCCCAAGUACAAGCCACCAGUGUUACUUCUGUGCAGGUUGCUACUCUGCCUCAAGUAGCAAAAGACUUCAUAAAAAGCAAGACAGACAGUCAAAAUAUAUACAACACAUCAGUUGUCUCUGUGCAUGGCACAGAUUAUGCUAAUGGAAUGUUUGUUUCUGUUGGACAGGCAGGAGGACUUCCUAAUUUUUGCAGGAUUGAACGUAUACUACUUGUAAAUAAUUCUGUUUCCUUUCUGUGCAGAAGCUACGAGUGCUGGUACAUUGAGCAUUUAAGAUCAUUUAAGCUGACAUCAUUGGACAACUUCUCUGUGCAUGAGCUAUCAGACCUAAAUGACACAGAAUGGAACCUCAGAACUUUUUCCUACAUGUCCAUACAUCCACAGACAUUGUGAGGAAGAUGACUUUAUCUUCACGUCCAGCAUCUGUGGAAGACCUAAAAAGAAAUAUAAAAGAGAAAUUUAAUCUCAACUUUGACUUUAUCCUAUCAUACCAAGAUCCAGACUUUGAUGGGCAGCUAUGUUCCCUUUUA